Messenger RNA from Periophthalmus magnuspinnatus, 1433 nucleotides. RefSeq lists its product as uncharacterized. The coding region runs from base 79 to 426 and encodes 115 amino acids. The transcript has 2 exons. NCBI's taxonomy places the organism in Eukaryota, Metazoa, Chordata, Actinopteri, Gobiiformes, Gobiidae. The record is from RefSeq and is a predicted model, not a curated record.
GUUAGAAGAGGACUUACAACCGGGAUAGACUCACAUUUUGACACCUUUUUUUGGGGUGUUUAAACCUGCCCCCCUAAAAUGAACCGGGACAGCCACACCGAGGACACUCUAUCCACGCUGAUGCUGGAUAAUAUUAAGAAUAAGCUUAUACAUGCCUUCAGAGUGACAGGAGAAGGAGCCAGAGGAGAGGGGUGUCAAAGGGGAGCUCGCGCUGGACGUCCCAUCAGCAUCGGCCGCAGUCUCCAGGCGAACGAGGAGCUGAGGAGGGCGCAGAUCGACGGGGCCAUAACUUGGAUCAGGUCUGAGCUGUUGGAGAUGCGGUCCCAGGACUUGCAGCUGGCUCAGACUCUGUUGGGACUGAACAGUGAGAUUCAGAGACUGAGGAGGGAGAGUUUUGGAGGGUCAGACAUCGAAGAGCAACAGUGAAUACACAAGAAUAAAUGUAAUGUGGACUUAUUCAAUUUCAUAUGUCAUUUGAUUCCAUGUGAGUUAAUUGCAAAUACACAGAAUUGCUUUGCAUCUGUGGAAAGCAAUCCUGUGUAUAUAUGAGUUUAAUUUAAAGGCGCAUUAUGUAACUUUUUUGGUGGAGCGUACAGAAGAAGAAGUCAUUGCUUUUCUUGGAAUGUUCCACAGUUUGGCAUUUAACUUUUCUAUCUCACGUUUGUUGAAUUACAGGUGUUUUUUCUGCACAAAGAUAGCAUCAAAACAUACACUCUAACUGGGCUCACGUCUCCACAGAUCUGACCUGUAACUUGGCCUUGUGGCGUCAUUUGCUUGUUUUCAUGGAGAUAAGCUUAGUGUAAUACCAUACUGUGGAACAUUCUUAGACAUAGUGCAUCUUUAAAUCAACAUUUCAUAUUUUUUGUCAGAUUUUUGGACAAUAGCAGUAGGAUUUCACAUGGGCAUUUUCUUUCACUGCAGAACGAUUACAACAAAUGACAAAUCAUCUUGGAAAGAGAGUUUGUUACUGUUUAUACGAGCUUAUAGUUUGUAGUUUUUGUGAGUCCAAAGAUAUUGUUAAAUACAUGGAUACUUUGCAGUGCCAUCACGCAUGUAUGUCUAUAGUGGAAAGCUCAGCAGUUACCACGGUGACGCAAUGCAUACAUUAGCACAUUAGCAAACGUUGUCAAAAAAGUUUUAACAUUGUCAAGUUCUGUCUAAAUCUGCUCUUUAUGCUCAGAUUGUGUUCAAAUAAAGCCCAGAUUAAAGUCUAACUUGAGCAACAGAGCUUCAGACAGAGUAGAACCUCAAGUUAGCUUCACACCCCUAGGUAAUGUUGGUGACAUGAGCUGCAAAGUAUCAAUAAAUAAAACAUGAUUGUAAGUAAUAUGAUUUUUGCCAAUGCACUUAUGCUGAGAAAAGAAGUCAUAGUUGGUUGAAGGCUUGCAACUGUUUUUGUUUUUUUGUUUUUUAAAUAAUAAUUUGUGUGAAGU